CCUGAAUUUCUAACCUACGUCUCAGUGUGCUUUGUAACAGACAAUACUAUGGCCAACCAUGAGAUCCUUUUUCCAGAAAAUGUAGAGCAAACCAUGAAUGGUGUACUGCACCUUAUAAGCGUGUCAUCCAUGUCCGAUGAUUCUCUCCAAAACCUUAAACGUUUAGGAAAUUUUUUCUCUCACAUCAAACGAAUUCUUGACCUUUCGUUCAGUAUGGUUGACAAUGUUUUACUGGGUACUGAUCAUCCUCCUCAUCAAGACCUGGAGAGACAGGAUUUGGAGGGCUACAGCUACAACAGUUCUGAUGAUCUAUUGGGCAAACUCCAGCAAAUUUCGUCCGAGCUGGCUGCAUGCAAGGCUCCUGGUGGGGGAAAUGAACUCAAAACAACAAUUUCCAUACUAAACAAGCUCUCAAGCUGUUCAUGGGCUGAGAAGGCAGUGCUGGUAAUUGCGGCUUUUGCUUUGGACUAUGGAGAUUUCUGGGGCCUUGCGCAGUUACACGACUCUCUGGACCAUCUGGCUGAGUCAGUGGGAAUCACACACCGUGUACCUGCCAUGUCAAAACGCCCAGACCUUAAAAAAUGCCAGAAAGUGAUUGAGGUGCGCAAGUUGAUCGAGAACACGUUGGAAGUAAUAAGAAGCUUUGCAGAGUUGGAAUUGACAUCUGAGUUGGCGGAAAAGUACUACAGAAAUAUACUUGCAACGACCACUUUAGCAAAAUGUAUCCCAGUGCAUGUCUUUUGGGCUAUCAUAACUGUUGUUGCUUGCACGACUCAAAUGUAUUGCCUUAGCAGUGAUGAGGACAAGACACUGGAACUAUCGCCCUUGUCUGAGAAGAUGAAGAGAACCCGGAACAUACAAGAGACGCAGGUAGAAGAUCAAUUCGAACAACAAAGAGGCGAAGUGGACAAAUAUUGGGUAUUGAGGGAACUUCCAGAAACACCUAAAAAAAUUGUGGAGGCUUUCAAGACGGCACUGCUGAGUAUCGAUGUGCUGAAAAAUAAGAAUGUUUUAUUGUUCAUUUCGGACGUCAUGGACAUCUCCGUUGAAGAAAUCUCGAUUUUAAAGCCCAUUUUUGAUGGGAUAAGAGAUAAGGAUGAACCGUAUGAAAUUGUAUGGAUCCCAAUAGUGGAGCAUUGGACCGAUGACAUGCAAGCGAAGUUCGACAUGUUGCAGUCCAAAAUGCCGUGGUACAUAUUACAGGGUUUUCCACCAACAGUAGCAGACAUCCAGAUCAUGAAGAAUGAAUAUUGCAGCUUAAAGAAUAAGCCUAUCGUCGUGGUGAUAAACCCACAAGGGGAGGUGGUGCAUCCAAAUGCUCUCCGCAUGAUUCGGCUAUUCGGAAUGAAGGCCUUCCCUUUCACGGCGGAAGCUGAAAAAGCGAUAAUGCCUGAAGGAUUGCGUCGUCAAAAUAGGGGGAGAUUGACCAUGCCAAACAGUGGCCCGAGGCAGGAUAGCAAGAAUUACACUUUCAAGUGCUAUGGAAUUGCCAACACCUUGAAGGCAGAAUUUACUCAUCAUUUAGAUAUAAUUCGUGGGUAUCUGGCUUCAAAUAGUGAUCCGGACAUUCGGAUAAAUAUGAAAUUGAUUGAACAAAGUAACAGUACUGGACGGGUUGAGCUCUGGAAAGGUACUCCUGGCGAGAUAGUAGUUGAUGAUCAGGGGACAAAAAUUCUGAAUGUCUUGGAAAAUUUUGAGCAGUGGAAAGCAGAUGUGAAAGAUUUUGGCUUCGAUAAAUGUUUCAUGGAAUGCUACCAAACGCUUUAAUUUAAAGGAGCCUACGUACCAGGAAAUGGACAUCUCAAUCGUUAAUUAUGUUGGAAAGAUCCUGAUCUAGUGUAUGAUGUUUUUUUCGUUUGCAUGCAGUUGUUAUUGUAACCAUUCCGCCACUUAUGUUAGGAAGAUUGAUAUGCAAUUAUAUGCAUCACAUCUUGACUACGUUGGUAAUAAGCAGUGGCUAAUGUUAUGGAAUGGAUCCAUGUACGUGUUUUUUAAUGUUCUUGUACGUGUGGCAAU
Messenger RNA from Juglans regia (Persian walnut), 2016 nucleotides. Its product is annotated as protein SIEVE ELEMENT OCCLUSION B-like. Gene Ontology annotation, biological process: phloem development. The record is from RefSeq and is a predicted model, not a curated record. The transcript has 7 exons. The coding region runs from base 49 to 1767 and encodes 572 amino acids. Lineage: Eukaryota; Viridiplantae; Streptophyta; Magnoliopsida; Fagales; Juglandaceae.